Molecule: messenger RNA, 6562 nt
Organism: Pyricularia oryzae 70-15
Lineage: Eukaryota; Fungi; Ascomycota; Sordariomycetes; Magnaporthales; Pyriculariaceae
Exons: 3
Coding region: 150-6185 (2011 amino acids)
Biological process (GO): chromatin organization
Cellular component (GO): nucleus; HIR complex
Molecular function (GO): protein binding; nucleosome binding
Source: RefSeq, a predicted model, not a curated record
CGCGACUUGUUCAUUUGUUGUAAUUAUUCACAACCUGCAAACUGCAUCAGAGGUACCUUUGAGCUUGAAUACACACAAUCAUAUAAUCCCAAUUGGAAAGCAGAAUUCCUAAAGGGCAAUGGCUAGGCUGAUGCCGCCAAGUCGCCACAAUGCCCUCGUUCGCUGCCAUCAAUGUCGAACCGGAGGAAAACUUAGAUGAGGAUAUCGAAGAUACUAGACAAAUACAGGUCGACGAAGCCUUGAAACUAUACCAGAAUGCAUUGAAGCUACAUGCACAAGGCCCAAAGUCCUACGACGAUGCCUCCAAGGCGUAUGACCAGCUUUUUGAAUCCGCAAUAUUCAAGCUACCCGAAGCGAUCACCGAGUAUGAGCGUGCACAGCGCCCACAAACGCCCUUCUUGUCCCAAGAAACCGCAUUCUCUGCAGCUCUCGACGUUGCAAAUCCCGAUGGCGACCCUUCCGCCACAAGCCUGCCUCAAGUCUACUAUUUAGCAUACAAGAACCAUGGUCACUUUCGACUCGAUCGGAUCCGACAUGAGGCUAGGGUUGCGAGCCGAGAAGGCAGACCGAACAUUUUUGACCAAGACGAAACACAGACUGAAGCUCUUGGUGUCUUGAGCGACUUCGAGGCCGCUCUGGACCGCGACCCAUCGGAUGCAGAGCUAUGGAGGAGGGCUGCCCGCGUCUCCGCCUUUCUGAAAAGUGCCCGGGUCAGUCGAUACUGCUUAGAGGCCGCUAUCGAGCUUGAUGAUGAUCCUGCUGUUGGCGACGUAGAACCCCCGUCUCUGGCGGAAGGCUAUGCCGGUGAACAAUUGAAGAAUCAAUUGCAGGUCCUUGGAGACGACAUGGCACUGUCACAUCCUGCGAUGGGGCCAUUUGUGAAGUACGAAGUGCCAGACUUUCUGAAGCGCUUUCUGGACCCUCUGCCAUUCCUUCCUAACCCAAUCAAGGAAAUCGCCAUACCAAAGUCUACCAAAGACGAGGAAUCGUUAUCUAGACUGAUCCUGGUAGCCCAGGUAGCCGACUGGACAAACGUCGGACUGGCUAUAAUUGCCGCGUUUCUCAACCACGGCGCCUCUGGAAGAGGUGUCUUUAUUGAGGUGCCAGAGGUAUUAGAAGAUGAGCAGGACGUUGUCAUGGACGUAGACAGCGAGUUGCAGGCCCAGAUUGAAGCUCAAGUUCUCGAAGAGUCAAGAUCUGGCUCUGCGGGAUCUGAAAAACCCGCUGCUGCCACCAGUGACACACAACAGACAGCCGCUAAUACUGAUAGCACUCCUGCUACCAAACCAGCUGCGGACACCACUUCACCAGGAGAGGGACGCAAGGAUAGCACUGCUUCUUUGGGCUUUAGGAAACGCUCACAGUCGGAAGCAGGCCUGGCUGAUGGCGGGGAUGAAGAAGCUGUGGAUUCAAAGCGACCCAAACGUGCUAGGCGACGCGAUACAGCAGUUGAGGAAGUGGUUGAUCCAAGCACAAUCAUUGCGAACCAGCUGCGGCCAUAUCAAACUGCAGACCAUGAACUGUUUCAGCUCAUCCAAGAGACAACGAAAACCUUGGGGAUAAAUGACCCAGAUGCCUCGAAAAAGAUCUCUGAGAUCCUGGAAUCCUGCUCAUCAGAGGACCGACUCAGCAAGCUAUCCUCUCAGGUAGCACAGGAUCUCGCAGCAACCAUAAGCACUUUCACUAUGGAGCAAUCCAAAGUUCUUCUGAACAAAGAACCUGCGCCAACACUGGGUCUGAAUGCCUUCUUGGAACAUACCAAACCUGGCACGUCACCCGCAUCAGAGAAACCACCAGCCAACGAAACAGCAGGACUCAAGGCUUUCAUUGCCAGGAUCAACGGUGGCUGGUUCACCCUUGAGGACUGUGCGUUUCGAUGGUUAUCGGCUCUAUGCCACAGCUACACCGCCUCGAGGUGGUCUGAAGAACGAAAGCGAGCUGUUGUGCAUGUCAUAACCCGGCUUGAUGAUGGUAUAUACCAGCGCCUACAGUAUGAAUCCCAAAACCACCAGGACUCAAAUCCUAGCGUGGUCGAAAAUCAGCCGACGAUGGAGGCCCUUGCCCAAAUGCUAUUCGAACUGCAUCUCGACAUAUACGAGCGCGUCACUAACCCUAACAGCUUGGUUGACGCUGAACAACGCAAAGAAUCGAGGACCCGAUUGAUGCGGUGGUUAUUUUUGCGGUCGCAACUAUUUGAUUCAGGCAAGGCGCAGCCUUCAGAGGAACUAACACUUCGGUUCUGCUGGGCGGUCGUUUUUGCCACAACACUGUCCGACACGGUCUCGCCAGACCAUGUCCUGGAUUCUUGGCGGUCGCUCCGAGAAGUGGUCGAGCAGGCUGGAACGGCGGAAAUAUUCCUCCCCAACAAUGUGGUCAUGCCCGAGGUCUCAGUCAAGGCUGUGGAUAGAGAGAUCAGUAAACUCACUACCAUGGACUUUUUCUUGGGAUUGUUCAAGGAGGAUAUGGGUGAUCCAGUCGCAGUCAUCAGUUCUCUGGAACCGGUCCUCAAUCCUGACAGUGUCGCAGUGGUCACAGAUCCUGACACCCCCAUCAAUGGAAUGGCACAGGAUGGGGAGUCUGGCGAGCCCACCGGAGUUUCCGUCAAAGAAUGCGCAACUCAGACACUUCAGGAUCUCUGGAAGUUUGUUAGGGGAAGCAGCACAGACCUCAGAUUAUUCCUGUGGAAAAGGCUGGGUGAUGCGUACCGUGCCAUCAAGUAUAACACCAUGCAGUUCUCCUGCCUUCUUCGCAGUAUUGAGAUGAUUGUGGACGACUUUGAGCGCGAAUCUUAUCUCACUGCCUCGGCCGAGACUCGCACCAGUAUACUGAUUCACAUGCUCAGAAAUCUGGAUGACCUGUUGAUACACGCGUUGCACCUCGCUCUCAACGAUAAUACCUCAUUUGAUAUCAUCGACGACAACCAUUUGGGAGCAACGGCAGCAGCACUCGCAAAAUUGAGCUGCAUACUGCACGUAUGCGCCAUUUACGAGGACGAAGUCAGCAUCGGGCUAAAACAAAACAGCAAUGUCGGCAGCAGCUUUAGGAAAUCGUUGCUGGAUCUUUUGCACAACUUCCAGGCCCGAACUUGGUGUCUGCAAUACUGUGUCUUGAAGGUUGGCAUCGGAUCGAACAAGGAGCUGUUUACCAAACCAAGCAGCCAUUUGUCUCAGCUCCUUGCCGCUAUCCACCAGGUCCUUGGGCUCCGCAAGAUGUGUAAAGCAUCCAAUCGCAUCUUCCCCAAAAUGAUGCGUGUUGAGCUUCUUAGGCAGACAGAGGCCGAGGAUUGGGAAAGGGAUCUGGGACAGGUACUCUACGAUCUCCACGGACUGAAACUGGGAGUAGAGGUCGAAGACCACGGCUGUCCUCCGGAAAAGCUCGAAAAGCGGAACGCAAUUGCAUUGGUAGAAAAGAUCACCAUUCUGGCCGAUCGCAUGUCGAUGAAGGAUCUUCUCAAGUCGGAGCUCAAGACUACCAUUGAGCAUAUGUCGCAGGCUAUCGGACAAACCAAGUCCACGCCUCAGAUGAUUCACAACCUGCGCAACUUUACCGAGUACCUCAAGAAGCCUAUCCACCCACUGCGGCUUUACCAGGCCUGGAAAGGCACCGUGAGCAUAGAUGCAGUGACAGUUACAACAUCAGAAGCAGCACUUGCAGAGCACGGUUGGUUCUUCCUGCUCGGCAUGAUCGCGUUCAGCAAAUUCAAGCAGGUCGAUCUCAACAGGCGACAGACCCCAGGCGCGACUGAUGAUCUGCGUAUUGGUCAGGCCUCCUUGAGAAGUCAGAUUCAAUUCACGCCAGACCGUUGGGAUGCGUGGCUUAGACUGGCCGAAUGUUACGACUAUGAACUAGACGAGGCCGUUCUCUGGACGGCCGAUAAGAUCAACAAAGACAGGGCUGAGCUCCUCAAGUUUCAGCGGAGCUCAAUACACUGUUACAGCCUGGCGCUGUCCCAUUCCUACUCAAUGUCGAGAGAGCUGUCCGACAACGAUUCCGAGGCGCUAUACGAUCUGUAUUACAAUUUUGGAAUGCGGAUGUAUGCAUCCAGCAGAGAGCCCUUCGGCAUGGAGCCAUUCAAGCACUCCGAACAGGAGAGAUUUUUCAUCGACACGGGUGAAAGCGAAAACGGCACCUACAAGAAGAUCUUGCAUAUGGAGAUGACGGAUUACCAGGUCUGGAAGUACGCGGCGAGCCUAUUCAGAAAGGCGAUGGCAAGACGACCAAAGGAUUGGAAGAGCGCUUACAUGUACUCAAAAUGUCUCUGGAAAAUGUAUGCAACUCCAGAUGAUCGUCUGCCAGAGAGUACCAAACGAACCAAGCCUGGCAAGGAGCUUCUCAUAUCCGCGCUUGAAAAAGCCGUCGAGGUUGUGUCAUGGCUUCCGAAACCUAGACAUGGUCAAGAUCCUGUCAUCGAGCCCCAUUACAAAAUCCUCGUGGUACUAUACAAGCUCGUUUCUCGGGGUGACAUGACCGCACAGGAGGCCGCGGAUGUUCUCCAGCGGCAGCCGUAUGCUGUCCGCAGAGGCGAGGAUGUCUUGAUCGGAGACGGCGACUCGGAUGAUAAGGAAGAAUGGGAAGAGUACGUGAUCAAGUACCUCUGCCACCUGCGUGACAAGGACAAGUCGAACUGGCAGCAUCGGAUGAUCAUCCGACACGCCCGCAUCCUGUUUGACUCUGAUGAAAACGGUUCCGAUGGGGAAAAGUCGGAUGGCAAAGAGGUUUUUAUGGGAGCAAAAGCCGCCUUCUCGGUAUUGCGCGAGUCCAUGUUCACCAAGACAAUGGUGAUGAAUGUGUGGAAGUGCGACGCCGAGAGGCCCGGUCGCCAUCACGUGUAUACGGAACAGUAUGUGAGAUUCAUGACACGGCUGCUGGUCGCUAUGGACGACCGAGUCAAUCUCGAAGCGCUGCUCCGACGGAUCCGCAAGAAAGGAGCCGACUUUUAUCACUUCAACGAGCUGUGGCACUAUUGCGUGCUUGCUUACACGCGUCUCAUCCGCCAGGCGUAUCAGAUUCCUACGACCGAAGAGGAGACGUUCAAGAACGUGAGCCUGGACGAGUUCGAAAUCGUAGCGGAAAGAAUUACAGAGUGGGCUGUCAAACUCAAGGCGGAGGAGCACUCGGCGUUUGAUGCGAUGAAAGAAGCCAUCGAGCUGAAGAAGCUAAACGCAAACCUUACCAAGGCAACACCUAUCGACGACCUUGUCAGUGACUGUUACUGUCUAAUCUAUAGUGAGGUCGGCAGCGACCUACCGGGGCCACCGCCGGCCCAGAUUCUCGAGGACAGGGCAAAGCAGAAAGAAGCUGCUGCCGCUGCCAGUGCCGAAGAGCGCCCGACUGGACUGAACAGCUUCUUGAGCGCGCUGGAUACCAAAGCCAAUAGCAGCAGGGCUGGAUCGGAGGCGCCAGAUAAGACCGCUGUCGAGCAGUCGUCACGACCGAGGAAAGCAGCGGGUGUACGUCGACCAGAUAUCCUUCGCAAAGCUGAACAGGCGGUCCUCCGGGCCAUGGAGCCGCCACAGGCGAAGACGGCCGCCGGCGCCUCAUCAGCUCGCGCUGGUGCCAACGGCGAGAAUGGCAGGAAGUCCCGCAUGAGCUCUGCCGGAUCCGUGGGCGGCGGCAAGACCAGUCGCAUGUCGCCCGGAGAGGCCGAGGGCGGCGGCAACGGCGGCGAUGCCGAAGACGAAGACAUUGAGAUGACGGAGGUAGCGGACGAGGACGAAGACAGCCGUGGGCCUGCGAUCGACAACGAGAACGACGAUGGGGCUGACGCGGAUAGCGAAGGUUCCAGCCCCAGGGGCAGCAAUCAAGACUCCACGGAUGACGAGUCAGACCUUAGUGACGUGCCUCCCGAUUACGAGGACAACAUGCCAGCCAGCCUCAUGUUCCCGAAUCUGCGUAGGAGCGUGGAGUCUGCUGGGCCGGUAGCUACUAGCGACAGCGAGGCCAUCGGUAGCUCGGACGAAGGAUCCGGUGUCGACGAGGAGGAGGAGGAUGAGGAGGCGGUCCUGGAGGAAGAGGAUAACGAGCAGGAGGACGAGCAGGAUGAUGAGCAAGAAGAGGAUGGCGAGGAGGAUGAAGAAGGAGACGGAGAUGAGGAGAUCGAAGAGGAAGGCGGAGCGGAAGACGAGGACCAGGAGAUGGCGGACGAUGACGAAGCAGAGGAAGAAGAAGCCCAAGAAGGCGAAUAAACGCAGGGUGCUUCCCAGGCAUCCCUGAAACGAUAAGUGUUGUAUUUCACAUCUCUGCAUAAUUGCAUCUUAACGGAGGAUUAGGACGCCUAACUCGCUUGGUACAGCGUAGGGUGUUUAGGGAGUUCUGGUUUGGCUUUCUGUCGAGUUGUUAGUCUAGAUCAAGUCUGGCGUGAAGGAGUUUCUGAAGACUUUACCCAUGUCCACUGUCCUCUGUUAGUCGCAUGGUCAAAUGAAAUAAUCAAAGUCAUGAAUGAAAGAUGCGCUUCUACUAUGGAUAACAUGACAAAUAUCCAACCCAUCCUCUAAACGCCGGCUAUUUGACGCCACGAAAUGGAAGCCCGGAUCCAAGAAAUUUUUUUUCUUCCUUUUUUUCU